Messenger RNA from Chelonoidis abingdonii (Abingdon island giant tortoise), 2666 nucleotides. It is a transcript of the gene MSANTD3, whose product is annotated as Myb/SANT DNA binding domain containing 3. NCBI's taxonomy places the organism in Eukaryota, Metazoa, Chordata, Testudines, Testudinidae. The record is from RefSeq and is a predicted model, not a curated record.
UUAUUUCUGCCAUGGUUUAUGUUGCUGUUAUUUGUGUAUCAGCUGCAGCCUCUCUGUAUGCAUUGGGUGGUGCAUUCUUCUUUGUCAGGCUAGAAUCUGUUCUCUGUUUCAUUGAACUAGAAGAGGAAAGAAGGAAACAGCAAGGAAAUAAGAACAGGCUCUUAAUGCUUGAGAUGUCCUGAUGCAUGAAAGCCUGGGUUUUUUGGCUUCCUGGAGAAAUAGUAGAAAAUGCAAAACAACGAAAUAAUAAAGCCUGCUAAGUACUUCUCAGAAGUGGAAAAGAGUGUGCUGCUUGCAUUAGUUGAAAAAUACAAAUAUGUACUUGAGUGUAAAAAAAGCGAUGCAAGAACUAUUGCGUUGAAACAACGUACUUGGCAAGCGCUUGCCCAUGAAUAUAAUUCUCAACCUAGUGUAUCACUACGAGAUUUCAAGCAGUUAAAGAAAUGCUGGGAAAAUAUCAAGGCACGGACAAAAAAGAUAAUGGCACAUGAAAGACGGGAGAAAGUAAAAAGAAGUAUUAGUCCACUUAUAAAUACUCACAUAAUAGGGAAAGAGAAGAUUGCCAGCAUGAUGCCUGAGCAAAUGUACUUUUUACAGAGUCCACCAGAAGAAGAUUCUGAAUAUCAACCUGAUGCUUCUAAUCAAGAGUCAUUUUCUGUCUCAAACAGAGAACUGUGUGAUGAAGAGAAAGAGAUAGUACAUUUCCCAAUAUGUGAAGGCACCUCCCAACCUGAGCCCUCAUGUUCAGCUGUCAGAAUAACAGCGAAUAAAAACUAUCGAAGUAAAGCCACUCAAGAGGGAGCUUUGAAAAAGAUGCAUGAGGAAGAGCAUCACCAGCAAAUGUCAAUUUUACAACUGCAGCUGAUACAAAUGAAUGAAGUGCAUGUGGCAAAAAUACAACAGAUAGAACGGGAGUGUGAGAUGGCUGAAGAGGAACACAGGAUAAAAAUGGAAGUGCUAAAUAAAAAGAAAAUGUAUUGGGAGAGAAAACUGCAAACCAUCACAAAAGAAUGGCCUGUAUCAUCCUUUAACAGACCCUUUCCUAAUUCACCCUAGAAUUUAUGGUGGGCCGAGAAAAUCUGGUUGAGCACAUUGUUACUAAGGUGUAUUGGCAAGAGGGUCUAUUAAAAUUAAUGUAGUGUGACAGAAUGGAUGUUCAGUCAAUAGUGAACAUGUUUGGACUCUUUGAUACCAUCUAGGAAUACAGAUUGGAUGAGUCUAAUAAUGGAAAGUUCUAUAGUUCAUUUGUGGGUGAGCGCUGAAAGUAAAUUGUCUCUUCUUUGAGUUUCAGAUAUGCUCACAAUUCACAAGUACUACUGUGCAUAACGUUUGUUCCUCUCUCAAGUUCCAACCACUGUUUUUAAAUCUAGGAAGUUCCUAUAGAGUAGACACACCUGAAAUUUGAGUAUGUUUUAAAACUUCGGCUUUACAACUUUACACUUUAAAUUAAAUUGCUUGUUUUCUAGCCCUUUCCUCCAUUUCCUGGUUGAAGGCGGGAGUUGGAGUCAUUCUUUGUUCUCACACUGAGCACCGCAGAUAUUUGACAGGCAGUAACCCAAUUGCUAUACAGGGACACAGAGGAAAUCCCCUCCCCCUUUCUUUUUUUAUUAUUAUUUUAUUUAUUAUUCCUUCUCUGCAGCAGGUAAGUGAAAAUGAAGGAGCGGUGAGGAGACAAGAGGACCAUUCUAGUAGGUAAUUUGCAGGGAAAGGAAAUCAAAACCUCCAACCAGCUGGCUGAUUGAGACGAUGAUUGGACACUGGCCUGCUAGCUGCCAGGGCCAUAACUGUUGGAAAGAGGGAAAGAAGAGGAUAUUUUCCCAGAAGCAGCUACCUCUGGCUGUCCUCUCUCAGUCCUAUCCUAUCACCCAGACGUAUAUAUGCAGGAACUAGAAAUAUGUGAGGGAAGCAUGCUACUGAAGCUGCUAGAGAAAGAAGCCAGCCCCUUAACUGCACUGUACACCUGACAUCAUUCUGUGGAUAAAAGCUUUGCUGCUGCUUCAUGUAGUUCUUAAGAAGCAGCUGGCUGGCUAUCUUGCCAACAAGCAAUUCCUCCCAGCAACCAGCUAAUGGAUUUAGAUCUUGCUCCUUAUUAGAAGUGAGGUCAGUUGUGGAUCCUGUUCUUUUCUCACCAACUCAGCAUACUUAUAGAGGUAAAGGCAGAUUUUCACUUGGUGCAGUGCCCUAUACCUGUGAAUUCUGUCUGCUUGGCUGUGUCCCACACAUCAGCCCAGAGACACCCUGCCUCUGCUAUCAACCAGGGAUUCCUGUUGUCUUUAUUUACUUAUAUGUAUCAGAAUAGCACCAAGAGGCCUCAACAGAAACCCGUGCCCUCUUGUGCUAGGUGCUACACAGACACAUAAUAAAAGAUUGCCCUGCCCUGAAGAUCUUAGUCUAAAGAAGACAAGGGCUGGAAAAUGGGCAAUAUGAAACCAAGGAUAAACUAUUAAAGUUCACAUUUAGAGGUUUACUCUAAAGGAUCUUCUUGUAUCUGAAAAGGUGUUUUGGAGGGAGAGGCAUUCUAAAUAAGUGACAAAGAAUGAGCAGAAACCCCCCCUUUUUUUUAUUCAGUUAUAAAAUUGAGUUCCGUUAUUUUAAAUGUAUUUUUCCCCACAGAUAGUGGUUAAUAAGGAGAAAACCAUACGUUAGCAAUAUUUUUCAAAUGAAAA